This is a messenger RNA of Pyrgilauda ruficollis (rufous-necked snowfinch), 4170 nucleotides long. RefSeq lists its product as uncharacterized. Bases 1 to 2097 code for a protein of 698 amino acids. The transcript has 2 exons. NCBI's taxonomy places the organism in Eukaryota, Metazoa, Chordata, Aves, Passeriformes, Passeridae. The record is from RefSeq and is a predicted model, not a curated record.
AUGAACCCACACCGGGAUUGUCACAUCUCUGCAGGCUCCGCACACCAGGAGGCCACAAGUGCCACCGAGUCCCUGACACCUCCCCUGUCCUCUCCCCAGCUGUCCCCAGCCCUGCUGCAGCCACAGGUCACCGUGGUGGCCGCCCUGCGCGAGCUGCUGGCCACCGAGCCCAGGUGGAAUAUGAUUCUACUGCCUGACUCCGCAGAUAUCCUGAACCGCGACCUGGAGGAUUUCAGCAGGGAGCUCCGGGCCACCAUAAAGUGCAUUGAUGACACCUGGUGGCCCGACAUUGUCACCUCUGGUGAUGGUGAUCCUGUCACCUCCCUGAGCCAGGCCCUGGCUGCCUACAAGGGCACCCCAUGGACCGCCUGGGACCGUGUGAAAAUGGAGGCCAUCAUGUGGCAGGGCUUGGUGGACGUGCUCAUGGAGAGGUGGGUCGAGCUAUCUGGGAAGGCCACCAAGCUCCGCAACACCUGGUGGGAGGUGGUCAGUGAGGCGGCUGACAUGGCGAUCAACAUCACCUCCUUGGCAAACUACCGGCAGGACAAGGCUGCCCGUGAUGGGACAGCUCAGAAAAAAAUGGUGGAGCUGGGUCAGGCCCUGGGCAGGGAGGAGGGGACCGAGGUGGUGGCCGGGCAUGAAGUCUGGGUGAGGAUAGAGCCCAGGGUGGCUGCCAGCGAGGUAACCAAGCCCACCAAGUUGAGACAGUUGGUGAAGGUGACCCUGGGGCCACUGGAGCACUUGAUGGCCGCGUGUGACGAAGCCACUGCCUUCCCCCGGGAGCUGCAGCGCCUGCUCGAGGACAUCGAGGCCGCCCUGGAGGGGACAAAUGAGGCGUCCCGAGAUGUCCCCGAGGACUUGGUGGCCAAGGUGACCAUGGCCAAGCGGCUGUGGGAGGCCAACGCCCGCCUGGCCAAGGAUCACCUGGUGGGGGCUGUUGAUGACAUCGUCACGAUCUAUUUCCAUGAUGGUCCCGCCAGCCCAAGUGGCAUUGGGGUGACUGAGCGGUGCCAGAGAGCCAUUGAGGACAUCCCGAGGCUCCUUCGUCUCCCGGAGCAUCCCCAGAGCGUCCCCAAAGUGUCCCCAGUGAGCGUGGAGCCCCAAGAGGUGUCCCCUCCGCAGCUGCAGGCGCUGGUGGCCGUGGUGGCCACCCUGGGCAAGGUGGUGGCCACUGUGACCGGGCCACACAGGGGCAAGUUCCUGCGCGAGUCCCCUGACUCCCUGCAUGAGGACCUGAAGAACUUCACCCAGAACCUCUGUAAGAUCCUGGACCAUGGCGAUGUCACCUCCCUGGACCACCGUCGUGUCACCUCCCUGGGCCACCGUCGUGUCACCUUCCUGGGAUACCGUCGUGUCACCUCCGUGGGCCAACGUGGUGUCACCUCCCUGGGCCACCAUAGUGUCCCCUCCUUGGGCCAGGCCCUGGCCACCCUCGGGGUCACCCUGGGGACAACCAGGGCCAGUGUGAGAGCCGUGGCCAGCGCCUGGCGGGAGUCGGUGGCCAAGCUCGUGGACAGCUGUGACCAGCUGGCCAGGGAGGCCACCAAGCUGCGUGACGCCUGCGGGAAGGUGGUCAUGGACCAGCAGCUGAUGGUGGCCCUGGACAAGAAGGAGGUGGCCCGGGAAAUGGCCACACACGAUGCCCAUGUGGCGGCAGCCACCAACGAGGCCAUGGGAGAGGCUGUGGGGGCCACCAGGUGGGCAAUGGUGGCCACCAAGAGGGAACAUUGGGCAGAGAUGGCCCUGGGGCUGCUGCAGUGCUUGGUGGCCGCGUGUGACAGAGCCACCUUGUUCAACUGGAACAUGGAGUGGCGGCUCAAGGACAUCGAGGCCAUCCUGAAGGGGACAAAUGAGCUGUCCCCUGAUGUCCUCCAAGCCUUGGUGGCCAAGGUGGCCGAGUUUGAGUGGCUGUGGGUGGCCAGCACCCGCCUGGCCAAGGAUCACCUGCUGGGGGCACUUGGGGUCAUCGACAACAUCCUCUCGAGUCCCUGUGGUGACCAUGGUGGCCCCAUUGGCCCCGGCAGCCGCAUGGUGGCCAAGCGGUGCCAAAAAGCCAUCAAAGACAUCCCAAGGCUGCUGUUGUGGUGGUGUUUGUAGGUCCCAGGAUGAGGGAAGAGAUGAGAAUCUGACUCCAUUUUUCAGGCUCAUUUAUUGUUUUAUGAUAUUAUAUUAAAAAUGCUAUACUAAAACUAUACUAAAGAAAUAUAGACAGGAUACAUCAGAAAAGUAGAAAAGAAUGAAUAAUAAAAACCCGUGACAGAGCAGAGAGUCCGACACAGCUGGUUGUGAUUGGCCAUUAAUUAAAAACAAUUCACAUGUUUGGAUAAACCAUUCUCCAAAUCACAUUCCAAAGCAGCACAGCAUGGAGAAGCUGAAGCUUCCCAGGAGAAAAAAUCCUGGCAAUGGGAUUUUCAUAAAAUAUCACAGUGACAUGCUGUGGGGACAGUGAUGUCACCGGUGUGAAGUCAUUAGGGCAGUGAUGUCACUGGAGAAAGUUGUGGACACUUCAGUCCCACCAGCUCCUCGUGUCACCAAGUGCCACCAGCACCUCGAGUGCCACCAGCUCCUCGUGUCACCAAGAGCACCUCCAGUGUCACCAGUUCCUCAAGUGCCACCAUCUCCUCGUGUCACCAAGAGUCCCUCAAGUGUCACCAAGAGCACCUCCAGUGUCACCAGGUCCUCAAGUGCCACCAGCUCCUCAUGUCAUCAAGAGUCCUUCAAGUGUCACCACCUCCCUGACUGCCACAGCACCCCGAGUGCCACCAGCUCCUCGUGUCACCAAGAGUCCCUCAAGUGUCACCAGCUCCCUCAAGUGCCACCGGUUCCUUGAAUGCCACCAGCUCCUCGUGUCACCAAGACCUCCUCAGUUGUCACCAGUUUCUCGAGUGCCACCAGCUCCUCGUGUCACCAAGAGCCCCUCGAGUACCACCAGCCUCGGACAGAACUGGUGCCACCGGGCAGGUGGUACUGCCGUGUCCCUGGUGCCUGUGUCCCCGCAGAGGGGACACGAGGAGUGGCGGAGGGACACGGGGGUAGUGGUAGGGGACAGGGGGUCACAAAGGGACUGAGGGGACAGCAGAGCCCUCCAGGGAGGGGACAAGGGGGACCCUGCUCGUCAGGGCGGUGGUAGCAGUCCAGAUGAAAUGGUCUUGUUGAAGUGGUGAUCCCCUAGAAAAGAUCUGGGAGCUCUUGUCCUCUGAAACCAGUGGGUAAGGGCAGCCUGUCCUGUCCCAAAGCCCAGAUUAUAUCCAGGUGGGGAUGCUGAGCUCCUCCCCCUGGGCGGAGCCUCUCACAAUGGGCUGAUGUCGUUCUGAGCCGUGAUUGGUCCUUGACUGCCCAUUAAAGAGCAAAGGCUCCUGGAGGGAGUUAUCUCUGAGUCAUGGGCAAGGCAUUGAUGGGCGCAUUAACAGGAGAUCAGGAAAAAACAACGCCCCUCCUGGUUUGAACAGCUCUGGAGGAUGGGGAUAGAAUACAUCUUUAUAUUGUAAAAUAUGACAAAAUCCACCCCUUAUUCUAUUACCUUCUGUACACCAACCAAUACGCUCUUACAGAUACAUAAAUACGUAAAUAUUUAUAUAUAUGUAUAAAAUAUAGAAUCAAACUUCACACACUUUAAUUCUCACUUUAAUUUAGGUCUCCUUGUGGUGCACAAGGGGUUUCCCUGCCCUCCUGCAUUACCCACCCGGUGUAACCAGGUCCUGGAGCAAAAACCUUGCUGCCCCACGUUGGGCGCCAAAAUUAUGUUCUGGUUUGAGAUCAGACCCAGUGAGAGACUCCAGGUCAGAAAUACAACUAGGAAAAAGAGGAAAAAAACCAAUAAAAAUGCAAUAAUACAAAAUGAAACCACUGACAGAAUACAACCUGACACCCUGCUCGUCAGGGCGGUGGGAGCAGUCCAGAUGAAAUGGUCUUGUUGAAGUGGUGAUCCCCUAGAAAAGAUCUGGCAGCUCUUGUCCUCUGAAACCAGUGGGUAAGGGCAGCCUGUCCUGUCCCAAAGCCCAGAUUAUAUCCAGGUGGGGAUGCUGAGCUCCUCCCCCUGGGCGGAGCCUCUCACAAUGGGCUGAUGUCGUUCUGAGCCGUGAUUGGUCCUCGAUUGCCCUUCAAACAGAAAUGGCUCCUGGAGGGAGUUAUGUCUGAGCCAUGACUUCAAUUAAUUAAGCCUCACGAAGC